UGGACCUGAGUCUUUCUCAGAGCAUCAUCCUUGUAGGCUUGCUGCAACAAGCAAGACGAGGAGCUCAGAAGAUCACACAUUCUCAACGUGGAACAUGGCUUCUUCCACUGUGUUGUACACCCCGGGAAAUGCAGUAGUGGUCACCCAUGUGCUCCCAGCGGCUCCCAACAGGGAGCAGCAGCCAUCGCUGGACAGAAGACACAACUUCAGGAAGGGACAUCCUCAGGCACUCGGGACUGUUCAGAUCAUGAUCGGCGCAUUAACGCUGCUGUUUGGGAUUGCGACGGCUGCCUACGAACCGUCACUGACAGUUUUUACCGGGAUGUUUGUUUGGGCAGCUUUGAUUUACAUCACAUCUGGAGCUCUGACAGUGGCUGCUGAGAAGCAUCUGAGUCGUCGUCUGAUCAACACUUCUCUGGCGUUCAACAUUAUUGCUGCAAUGGCUGCUGCAGCUGGUGUGUUCCUGUAUGCAUUUGAUCCUGUCUUCAUGAGCUUCAUGAGCAUCUUCAGUUCUCAUGAUUACUAUGGUGGCUAUUCGUUCGUGGUGGCUGUGUUCCAGUUCCUGGAGCUCAUUAUUUCUAUCACCGUGGCAGGAUACGCCUGUCAUGCAACCUGCGGCUGCUGCUCCUGCGGCUGCACGGAGGAGCCGCAAGUCUUUUUUCAAGCUGUAGAAGGAACGCUCAUCCCUCAGGCUCCGCCCCUUUUCCAAGCAGCAUCUGUUGCCCCCGCACAGCCAUACCCUCAGGUGGCGCCCAAUGUUAAAAACCCAGGGUUUCUAGGUUCUGCUGAGCCUCCAGCUUACUCACCUUACUGACCCACACACAUCAACUCUGAUCAUUGCAAAGCUACAGCUUGAGCUUGUCUUUCUUUUUCUGUCAACUUAAAAAUAUGUCAGUGAGAGAUGUGGAAACAGAUGAACUACAAAGGACAAAAAUAAAAAUUGUAACCAGACUUUCAUAGAAUGUUUGAAGGACCUUCAUGGUGGUACAUCUGGAUUCUGCUUGAGACUUUUACUAAGCCAGGAAGAGAGAUUAAGGGAGAAACAUAUAGAAGGUCAAUAUAUGACUGCAAGCUGCAAAGUGAUGUAUCAUUGCUGAAAUAUUAUGUAUCAGAUAAUACUUUGAACAUCAAUAAGUUUGGUUUGAGGUUAUUCUAUGAAAUUAAAAUGCUUCAGUCCAGUUAACCCUCUGGUCUAGAACUGUUUCAUAAUUAGCUGGUGAACACAUGGAUGGUUGAUUGUUUGUUGCAAGUAAAACAAGUUUUGAUUUUAUCUGGCAAAUUACAUGUGUUUUAUUCAAAUUCAGAGGAUAUUUAUUUGCAGGUACAAAUGGGACGCUGGCACACACACACACACACACACACACACACACACACACACACACAUACUUGUCAACCCAAAUUUUGUAAACAUUUUUAUGAAGUUUGCUGUCUUCCUUUGCUCAAAGAAAUUAAUUUAUCAUCCUUUAUCAUUGUUGUUAUGGCAAUAUGUCAUAAUCAAGACAUUUGAAAAGGAAUUCCAUCAAUUUUGUGAUUUAAUUCAUAAAUGCAGGCAGACAAACUGAAUGAUUGAUUAUUUACAACAGAAGAGGAACAAAAUUGUUCCUGCAGUAUGAAUACACAGGUCUGAAUCAAAAAUAAAUUAUCAAUAAAUAUCUUUUGACAAACAAACAAGUUUUUAAGGCACAGAAAUGGAUUUGUGGACAAAAAAAAAGCUGCAAUUCCCUCCGUAAAGAAACAUCU
Molecule: messenger RNA, 1740 nt
Organism: Salarias fasciatus (jewelled blenny)
Lineage: Eukaryota; Metazoa; Chordata; Actinopteri; Blenniiformes; Blenniidae
Product: membrane-spanning 4-domains subfamily A member 15-like
Exons: 8
Coding region: 95-814 (239 amino acids)
Cellular component (GO): membrane
Source: RefSeq, a predicted model, not a curated record